Molecule: messenger RNA, 7740 nt
Organism: Anas platyrhynchos (mallard)
Lineage: Eukaryota; Metazoa; Chordata; Aves; Anseriformes; Anatidae
Gene: EMILIN2
Product: elastin microfibril interfacer 2
Molecular function (GO): protein binding
Source: RefSeq, a predicted model, not a curated record
UCAGUCGGGGAGCCGCGGGCGGGCGGGCGGAGGGCCGGCCGGACAGACGGCCGCGGGGAGCCGGCGGAGAGAGGCAGCGGCCGGCCCCAUGGAGCUGCUGUGCCCCGGCCCCGCGGCGCCCUCGGGCUGGGCGCUGCCGCUGCUGCUCGCCCUGGGCGCCGGGCUCAGCAGAGCCACCCCGCACCUGCGCUACUCGCGGCCGGGCUCCCGCAGCAAGAACUGGUGCGCCUACAUCGUGAACAGGAACGUCAGCUGCUCGGUGCUGGACGGGACGGAGAGCUACGUCCAGGCCCAGUACAAGUGCGCCUGGAACGAGUUUCCCUGCCGGCCGACCCCCGUAUACCGAACGAGUUUCAGACCUCGGUACACAGUUGCAUACAAGACAGUAACAGAGCUAGAAUGGAGAUGUUGUCCUGGAUACAAAGGUGAAGACUGCAGAGAAGGGCCAGCAGAACAGCCAAAGGCAGCUCGGCGUCCCGCAGCACCGGUGAAAGCUGUUGUGAAGAAAGGCUUGGAUGCAGAACCAACAGAAGCGCCAGAACCUCCGCCAUAUGAGAAGAAAAUGCAGUUUCUUGAGGAAGAAUUGUUUAGACUUACACGAUCAGUGCUUGAACUUCAGUCCUCCUUGGCAGGUGUGAAUGAAAACCUAAAGCUGACUGUCCAAGAAGAUGCAAGUAAGAUGUUGGUCACUUGGCUGAACAACCUUUAUGACCGCCCAGAGCCUGACAGUGCAGUCGGUGGUGAAACAGACACUAUCCAUCUGCCUGGACUCCUCAGCAAUAAAGAUCAGAAAGACCCUUUUCUUGAUUUUGAAAUGGAAGAUAUAAAGUCUGAGCUAGCCGAGGUCAAAGAAGCAUUGAAGAUCAGGAAUGACCAACUGGAGGAACUGAAUGGAAAAGUAAAAGGCUAUGAAGGACAACUAAAACAACUGCAGGAGGCAGCACAGGGACCUACAUUAACAAUGCCUAGUGGCAAUGUGUAUCAGGAAUACAUAGACUCAAAAUUUGAGUCCCUCAGACAGGAAAUACUGGAAGGAUUUGAAAAGAAAAUGGCAGAUCUGAAGAACUCUUGUGAAUACAAACUGCAGGAUAUCCAGCAGCAGUGUGAUGACAAUGACAAUAACUGUUUGGGUAUAAUUGAUGUUAUAAGAGGAAAAGAGAAUGAUUUGAGGAAAGAAAUAAAUACUCUCCGAACUCAGAUUCCAUCAAACCAGUCCAGUUGUUGCAAGGAGGGUGAGAGAAAUGACUUUGACCAGCAGAUAAAAGAUUUAGACAAGAAGCUUGACAGAGUUGUGGAAGCACACAGGAUCCUGAAUGUCAGAAUAGACAAUGAAAUCACUCGGUUGUCAACUCCGGAUUUGGAAGACAUGUUUGGUGAGAGGCUGGAGGAGCUAGAUGCAAGGAUGAACAUUACUGAACGAAAUGCUGAAGAACAUUGCUUUUACGUCGAGGAAACUCUCCGAGGUGCUAUAGCUGCUGAGGUAGAUGAGCUGAGAGACUUGUUUGACCAAAAGCUCCGGUCACUAGAGGAUAGGCUAGGUGGCACUAUUUUAGAGAUUGCUAAUACCACAGACCCGGAUGGAAUGUUUAUUAAUCCUGGGCCUAUUAUGCCUAGUGACACUGGAUUUGCAAACGAGCAGUUUACAACGGAGAUAAAUCUUGUCAAGAACAAAUUGCUGUCCCUCGAACACCUCUGUGGCCAGAAAUGUCUGUCAGCACCACAAGGGACAGAGGACCUUCAGAAAGAGCUAGAAAAUUGUAAUAACAAAUACAAUCACUUGCUUUUGAAAACAGAGAACAACUCUGUUCUUCUGCAGUCUUUAAAUAGCUCUCUUAAUGAGAAACUUAACUUAAUUAAGGAUAACCAACGUGACAACCAGAAAAUGCAGAGAGAUUUGCGUGUAUUCCGGUAUAGUCUAAAUGUCAUGGAUAAAGAUAUGAAAAAUCUGCAAGAUGGCUUGAAUAGUUGCAGGGAGCAACUUCUGGGUGUCAAUUCUACCUGUAGAAAAACACAACGAGGCGUCUACCGAAAAAUUGAUCAAAUGCAGAGGACAUUUGCAAAUCAAACCAUUCAUCCUAGUGAUAACUGCUGUAGUGAAGUGAAAGAGAGACUAGAACAAUUAAACCACCAUGUCCUGAAUGAUCUCAACAAGUGUAAAGAAAAAACCCAAGGUGUCCAGGAUGGUGUUUCAGAUGUUGAGAGCCGAGUCGCGAAUGUUGAAAAAGUUUGCGGCAAGCUGGACUCUGUCUCGGGUAGCUUGCAGAAGAUAAAAGAAGGUCUGAAUAAGCACGUGAGCAGCUUGUGGAACUGCAUACGUGAAAUGAAUGGAACUAUAUCAUCUCAUUCCAAAGAUAUUUCUGGCCUCAAAAAUUCUGUCCAGCAGUUUUAUAGUCAAGUCUCUAAAAUCACCACAGACAUGGAAGGCAUGCUGAAAUCUCAGUCUGACACAAGGCGACCAGAAGCACCGCGGCAGGCGGUGCCACCGAGACCGCCGCUGCAACCCCAGCCGGGCAUAUCCCUGCUGCCGUCCCGGCCGAGGAUACAACCCCCGCGGCACAGGCCUCCCCUCCAGCCUCCUCUGCCCAGACCUCCUCCACGGCCAGCUCUGCCAGGAUCAGGAGUCGCCCCAUUCCUGCCUGGAACAACCGGGAUCAUCCUGGAGGCUGGAGAGGCAGGGCCGCCAGGCACCGUCUUGAUGUCGGGCAGAGGGCGGCUGCGAAGCGUCGACGGCCAGGCCGGGCAAAGCACCAUGCCCAUUGCUGAAGGCUACGCUGGAGCACCAGGGUAUCCGAAGUUAUCUCCUCCAACGACGGACUCACAGGGACCUGCUGCCGCCGCGGCCUCGCUGGUGUCCUUCUCUGCUGGGCUCACACAGAAGCCUUUCUCCAGCGACGUCGGCGUGGUUCACUUCAACAAAGUGCUGGUGAAUGACGGGGACUAUUACAACCCCAACACAGGCAUCUUCACGUCACCGUACGAGGGGCGCUACCUGAUCACCGCCGUGCUGGCGCCGGAGCGCGAUGAGUACGUCGAGGCAGUGCUGUCCGUCUCCAAUGCCAGCGUUGCUCAGCUCCACACGGCCGGGUACAGGAGGGAACUGCUGGAGUAUCACAAACCCUACUCGGGGAAACGGACCUGUGGUGGUCCUGGGACGUUCCACCUCGUUCUUCACCUCAAAGCGGGAGAUGAAGUCAACGUCGUCGUGACAGGAGGCAAACUGGCCUACACGGACUCCGAUGAAAUGUAUUCCACGUUUAGUGGGGUUCUGCUUUAUCCUUCCAUUUCCCAUGUUUAGGUCCAUCGUGGAACAGGAGAGAAGGGUAAGAUAUUCCGAAGAAAUUAAGUGUAAUAAAAUUCAAAGCUUUAAUAUAUUCAGUUUAUAUAUUUGAUUUCAGUGAUGGGUUUAUUGUCUGUAUUGAAACCUUGUCCCCAGUUUUCAGAGACAGCUACGAAAGACCUGUUUCUGUAGCUAAAGUAACUCCUUCCCCAAGUCCUAGUUUACCUGUACAAACACGACAGCUGUUAAACAACAAAUACAUUCUCAGUAAAUACUUCUCCACUGUGCUCUUGCUACUCCCUAUUAAAUAGCCUUUGCAGUCUGCUCCCCAGUUUAUCUCUGCCAGCGUCCGUGGUGUAUCAAAGUUUACAUCUUUGCUGCAGUUUCCAGUUGCAGCCAGCUUCCAUCAUGCAGUAAAGCAGGAGCAAGAAAGUGAGACCACGUUGGACACUGUUGAUGACUUAGUCCUUGCUUUAUUAAAAUAAUGCGGUGAGCCAAGUGCAUUCACGUAAUUUGUUCAAAGCAAGUGCUAACCAUGGUGGUGCAAAGCAAAAUGAUGUUAGUCUGCAUCCGUUUUCUCUUUCCCCUAAGGGCCAAACCCAGUGCUAAGAGACGAGUGACUCUCAGCCCAGUCAAGUGGCAGCAGCAGUGCAAGGAGAACUUUGUCUUUCAACGGGCAAGCGUGAGUGUAAGGCACAGUUGCUGCUACUGAAGGAUUUAAACAGUAAUUUCCAACUGGUGCAGUAAAAAAGACAACCAGUGAAGCGUGAUGCUCUUGGGAUUCAGGCUUAGAGCUUGAAAACAACGAGCCAGGUCAGAGAAAUCUGAAUCACCUGUUCUUAGCUAGAACAAUGAUCAUUUUGAAAAGCUUUUGAAAAAUUUUACAGUGCUGGUGUCUGGAAUACCUACAGUAUUUGCAUUAGAGAAGUAGUUCUCUUCUUUGUUGCAUUGUAAAAGAUAAACCAGAGGAAAAAAUGGCUAAAAAAGCCAAUUUAGGAAAAUAGUCUUUUUAGCCAAUGCUGUCAAAUGUACAAACCAAGCACCUGCACUGAGUCUUUGUUUUAGCGGCCUCCUGCAUCAGCACUUUUCAGUGGGGUUUUAACACCCAACAUCUGUCUCUAUGGAUGGAACAACUUGCUUAGUAGCUUAAACACAUUUGGUGCAACGUUUUAUUUCUUGUACUCGCCACUUCUCAAUUGAAGUGACAAAAAUAAUGUUCUGGCUCGUUGGAGUUAACAUUUUGAGCUCUUUCAUGGGUGGAAAAAGAAUCUAACCAUACUUUAGUAAGAGCAAGACUUUUCCACUGUCAUCUGUAUCUCACAUAAACUGGUCAUCUUUCUCAUAGUCUAUUCCUCACACAUAGAGUUGUAUUUAUCAUAGCGGGUUGUGUAGUGUAUUUUCCUUCUUACGAAUCCAGAACAGCUGUUACAGCCUCAGAACAAAUAAAUCCUUUAGGUGAGGGAAGAACUCCCCGUGCUGGAAGCAGCCCCGUAUGCUCAGCUGAAGCCUUUCCCCAUCCGAGGAGGUCAAAUGCAGACUUCACGCCUUCUUUGCCGCAUAGUUUUGGAAUUGAUACUCCCUAAUAACCCUGUUUCCAGGCGAUGAGAGGGGGCCUUCCCACAACAAACCAUCGCAUCCUGGAAGCUGAGCUGCCUCGGAGAAAAGCAGACAGAAAAAGCUCCCUGGCCCCAGAGGAGCUCUGCAUCAGGCCCUCUGCAGCUAGGGUUGUGCCGGGCGGGGGUGGUGGGGCGAGCACAGGAAGGAAAUUGCGAGCGGAUUUUUUUAAAGCACGUGGCUUAGGAAGAGCUCCUGGCACCUGGUUUUUAGAAAUUGGGGUGUUGCUGAUAAGCAACAGCCAGGGCUGGAUGUGUUGUGGAGCAGGAAGGCUGCUUGUGUAGGAGCAGCUGCUUAAGGGACGCGGUGAACUUGCAGAGCCCGGUGAAGGGAGCCACCCCCCUCAUUUCCCUGCACAUUUGACUUGAUCUGGGCUGGACCACCCCUCGUUCAAGAAGAGCUCGGUUUUCUUUUGUCCCAAAGCAACAGCCCACUGCUCUCCCAUGCCUUUCUACAUCUCAGAGAUGAAGGGACAGACAGGAAAGACUUUUUCUUUUGAAAGCCAACUACAUCAACCAUAUAUAUAUGUAUAUAUAUAUAUAUUAACCAAGUUCUUGUUAUGUACGAAAGCCAUAGAGGCUCUUUUCCUUUUAGGAUAUUUUUCACUCACAAGAAAGCUGUGUUCUCUAAGAAGUUGGCUCCAGACUGUGUGUGACUCAAGUAUUGUUACAUUAUUGUUGCCUGUGCUAAAAAUGACUCAUGGAAACAAACAAAGUGAGCCUAGAGCUUAGGGAGACCUCGCUGGCAACCACCACCUCCUUUUUCUCCACCCCCCUACCUCCAAGUGAGACAUUUUUAAGAAUCAGCAGUGAAAGUUUAGGGCUAGAGGUACAAACAUUUCAUUACCUAAUUCUUACCUGACUGAUCUGGUAAAUUUCUAAGCCCAGCCCACACAUCCUCAGGAGCCCAGUUGUACUGUCGGACGGGGCUCUCUUCUGACAGAAAGCUUCUCCCCGUGCCCAGGAUCUGCUGCUGACGGUGCUGGGAUUGUUUGAUCCCACAUAAUGCAACCUAACCAGGAUUUAUACCCGGUUGUAAAGCACUCUCUAACCUAUGUCACAGCAGGACUGAGUCUGAGGCAUAUUUUGAGAACACCUUUUAGAGCUAGCUCCCCAUCCACCAUCUGUAGCAGCACAGUGGCUGAAGCUAUCAACUUUGGUGAGGAACUCACCAAAGCCUUGCUUUAGUGAUCGCUGUAAUCAGGGUAAGUGGCUCAUUUUCUCUUAAUGAAGUUACCCUAGUGGAGCCUUCAAGGUGGACUAUUCACCCUGCUGGGCAGACUGCGGUGCUGCAGUCCCUGAACAGCACAGGGAGGAGGGAUCAGGGUCUCAAUCACCGCCUCAGUCAGUGCUUGGGUAAAACAUUCCUUAAAUUUAGCAGCAGCUGGCAGAGACUCAGGCACAGAUGAAUUCAUGGGCCUACUGAGGAUUUGUUCUGUACGAAACAGCUCAGCUUCAAAGGAAAGGGUGAGAGCAGUGCUCAGAAUACCCCAAACCCGCUGACAGGCAUUCACAUCUUCAGUGGCAAUCAGCAACCGCCCAAGGAAAUAACCUGCACUGAAAGAACCUUUUCACACUCUUGGUUCAUUCAGCAACCACAUAGAAAAGCGUUCCCCACCUCAAACAGGAAGCAUCUGGAAAUAAGAAUGCCUUAAAAAACAGCAUGCAGUAGGUUGAAGCUGUAAGGCGGGUACACUGCAUGUUUUACAAACCAGUGGUGCCAGCCAGAGACACACUGCCCUGGCCUGGUGCAAACAGCGCAUCCUAGAGCAGAUGGGAAAGGCAGCAGAGAGCCAUAAAAAUCAAUAAUAUCAGAGGAAACCACAGGAAAGCCUGGAGCAAAGUGAGAAUGCAAAUUUCCAUCGCAACACGUGUGAAACUACCUCAUUAUUUUCAUUUGCUAUUUAGACUUCGGAGACGGUGGAGAUGUCACUAUGCUGAGCACUUAAAGCAGUGGCUGUGUGCCACAGAUGUCCCCACCAACCUCCACCACGUCGCCUCUCAAUGUACGCCAGGUUACUUGCAGCAACUUUGUGCAAUUCAGCAGCCAGAGGAUGUAGUUAACUUGGUGGAGACAGCCAGCCACUCCAGGAGUAUUACGAACAAAGAAGUGCACCUGUAAGAGAAAGGCAUGGGAAGGCAACUUGGCCCAAAGCGUAAGUGAGCAUCCUGUAUAGCUUUAAAAGGCUCAAUUGUGCUGGGAAUGCAAGGUAAAGGGCUCCUUAACCAGAAGCAGAUUAGCCUCAGGAGUGCAGUGGUUCCAAGGCUGCAUCCUGCAUUUGGAAGCAAGUUACAGCUGCAGUCAGUCAGUCCUUACGGUGUGGCACAGUGGUGGAUACAAAUGGGCCACCAAAACCACAAAUGCUCUCACGCAGCAUCAGCUUGGCGAUGCGAGGGAUAUUUGCUUCACUGAGACACGCGCUGCAGGCACACUUUGGCUCCCAGUUGCUCCCAGAGAAAGGCGCAGAGUUCCAGUUGUCGAGCUGCCAGGAACACCUGGGGCCGCGUCCUGUCAUCACACAGCAGACCUGCACGCACCGAACCUCCUGCAAGGCACCCUGCAGACUUCAGGCAUGAUGCAGAACUGCUCUGCCAAUGCUUUGUACGUGGAGACUUCAAAGAGCAUCUUAUAACGUGUUCAUACGUAAGCAGGUCUUGCCAUUUAUCCAUUUUGCUAUCUUGAUUGUAAAAAAAAGUUACUGAUUUUUCAAAGAAGUGCAUUUGAGCAUAUGCUUUGUGUGCGCGUAUACGCGGGUGUACAGGGUCUGAUACCUGAGAGCAUGGAGAAAACUGUUUGAUGGAAGGAAGCCAGCUGCUGACAUGUCCAAAUAAAGCCUGCCUGUUUUGUGA